GUGUUGUCAUAAGAAAAAGAUAAGAUUAAUAAACUAUCUCAAAAUAUUUUUUUACGCAUUCAUCUAAUUUUUAUCUACGUGAUAAUUUGUUACGUGCGUUUUAUCAGUCGCAGGCCGGCAUUCUGCUUUACAAUUCUUGUAGUUUAAACUAGCUUUAAAUAUAAUGGAAAAUUAUUUUCGUUCUAUUCGUGUUUUAAACCGGCUUUUAAGAAAGCCUGUCAGUAUGGCUAAUUAUAAGUAUGCAUCAACUGCUCCUGUGAAAGAGGAACUUAAUUCUGAGCUUUUAACGUCAUUCAAUCAAGAUAUAAAAGCGGGUGGUGUGGUACCAGUAUUCAGAAGAGCUCUAUUAUUCCCCAGUCGUGUUGCACUACAAGAUGACAUUGGAAUAUAUACAUAUGCAGGUCUCCACCAGGCAGCGUCAUCACUUAGUGAUGAAAUUGCUGCACAACUGUUGGGUGAAACACAACGUACAAUCGCAUACAUGUGCAGCAACAAUGCUUCGCACGUCAUCACGCAGUGGGCUAUAUGGAUGAUGGGGAACAUUGCUAUCCCGCUCUCCUCGCUUCAUCCUCCGGAUAUGAUCAAAUAUUUUCUAACAGACAGUACAGCUAGCUUAGUUAUAUGUACACAGGAAUAUGAGAAACUGUUACGACCUAUAACUUUAGAAGUUUCCACACCUUUACUUAUUGCUGGUAGAGAGAAAGAAGUAACCGCACAACUAUAUCAACCUAAUACAACAUUUAUGAAGCCAAAGAUGGAUGAUAAUUUAAAUGAUAUUGGAAAAUCAAAUAUCUGGUAUGGAGAAAAUGAUGCCAUGUUAAUUUAUACUAGUGGUACAACGAGUAAGCCAAAAGGCGUAGUAUGGACACACAAUAUGCUCAGUACGCAAAUAGCAGCACUGCACAGUGCGUGGCAGUACUCCGCUAAUGAUGUUGUACUACAUACGCUCCCCUUGCAUCAUAUACACGGACAACUGAAUUCAUUGAAUGCCUCGUUAGCCGCUGGAGCACGCAUACGUAUGCUAUCGUCGUUUGUGUCACAUGCCGUGUGGUCUCGCUUACUCGGUAUGGGAGAGAGGGAGGAAGCAAAGGUGUCUGUAUUCCACGGAGUUCCCGCGAUGUAUUCCCGCCUUGCCUCGGAUUAUGAUACGAUGUUCGCGGACAACAAGAUGGCGGAUUACGUUCGUAGCACGCUUGCUAGUAAAAUGAGGUUGAUGUGUGCGGGAUCAGCGCCACUACCUGAUACACUGUUUAGGAAGUGGGAGGAGAUAUCAGGUAUUCGCUUGCUAGAGCGGUAUGGUAUGUCAGAAGUGGGUAUGGCACUCAGUAACCCAUACAGGCCGGUGGAGCAGCGGCAGGUGGGCUGUGUGGGUGUACCUUUACCUGGAGUCACCGCCAGGAUAGCGACCGUCGAUGAACUGAAACCACUGAUCACUGUGGAAUCACCAGUCCCUGAUACACAGAUAUCAUUGGAUAAACUAGGUCUAUCAGGUACUAAGGAGUUCUUCACAGAUAGUAAAGGUAGUGAGUGGAAACAACCAACAGUUGAAAUACAUGAAAGAAAUCAAGAUGACGAGUAUGAAGGUGAAUUACUACUGAAAGGACCCGCUGUCUUCACCAGAUACUGGAAUAGGUUACCUCAAUUGAAUGCGUCAGAUUUCACAAGUGACGGUUGGUUCAGAACUGGUGAUACUGCGUCAUACUCUGCAGGUCGAUUUAGGAUCCUCGGUCGUACUUCAGUAGAUAUAAUAAAGACCAGUGGUUACAAAGUGAGCGCGUUGCAAGUGGAAUCCGCGGUAUUGGAACAUCCUGAUGUAGCCGAUGUCGCGGUAUUGGGGGUACAAGAUGAUACCUAUGGAGAGAUAAUAACCGCAGUAGUGGUGACCAAAGAUAAUGCGAAGCUAACAUUAAAAGAUAUAAAAGAUGUGGCAGGUAAAAAAUUACCUCCAUAUUCGUUGCCAAGGAAACUACUGCUUGUGGAGCAAAUGCCGCGCAAUGCAAUGGGCAAAUUAGACAAGAAGGAAAUAAGAAAAGUAUUCGCUGAUAAACUUAAAAGUGAUGCUAAAUAAGUUUAAUGACUGAUCACAGACAAGUAUAUAAAUGUGCGAGUUCCUGUAAUGUAUAUACAAUAAUAAGUUAUUUGAUUCAAUUAGAAACAAAACAAGCAACAUUUAUUUUCGAGGAA
This is a messenger RNA of Papilio machaon (common yellow swallowtail), 2184 nucleotides long. RefSeq names its product malonate--CoA ligase ACSF3, mitochondrial (gene Acsf3). The record is from RefSeq and is a predicted model, not a curated record. Gene Ontology annotation, molecular function: medium-chain fatty acid-CoA ligase activity. Gene Ontology annotation, biological process: fatty acid metabolic process. NCBI's taxonomy places the organism in Eukaryota, Metazoa, Arthropoda, Insecta, Lepidoptera, Papilionidae. The coding region runs from base 164 to 2068 and encodes 634 amino acids. The transcript has 11 exons.